Molecule: messenger RNA, 893 nt
Organism: Symbiodinium pilosum
Lineage: Eukaryota; Dinophyceae; Suessiales; Symbiodiniaceae
Source: the annotation of a GenBank genome assembly
GUGGGACACAGCUCGGUGAAGCUGUACUUCCAGGCGGCCAUGCGCCGCCGGGAGACCGCCUUACAACAGGCGGUGCCAGACUUGUUGAAGAAGCUGGCAAGGAGGGUCCACAGAGCUGCGACCCGUGGCUCCCGGGCAGUAAGCUCAAGACCGCCUUUGACUUCUUGGUGCUCGUGGUGGUGAUACAGCCCAGAGCGCCGCCAACACCUUGGGACGGGCAACUGCCGUCCCACGGGGCGGACGCCUUGGUGGUGGUCACGUGGUUCAUGCUCCGCAAGAUCAAGUCCGCCUCAGCCAAAGUGGGCGACAUCUCCGUCUCGCUUCGGGAGGUCAAUCUGCAGAUCCCCACACACAAGUCGGGCGGGACCACCACCAAACGAGACUGGGUGGCCAUGCUGGAGAGGGUCCUCACCGCCUGCCACUCACCUGGUCACCGCCCAGGGCGACGUUGUCCCCAAGUUCGGGAGUCACAGGAGCAUCCUUCCUCGUGGCGAACGGAGUGCCGUUGCCCAGAAAGAUACAGCCAGGCGGCACCGCUUGCCUUACCCAGGCGGCCGACCUCGCGCUGCGCAACGCGGCGCAAGAAGGCUGCGGCGCCGCCUGCCCGUGAAGCGUUCUUGAGAGUGGCGGGGGCCAACCCCAGACCCCAAGCGUGGGGAGAGUGGCAGGCGCCGUCCGGCCAAGACGAGCCCGAGGUGGAGUAUCGUGAAGCAUUGCCGCGGGAACCGGGCCAAGGGGCGAUGACGGACAAUUCCCACGUCAUCAUGCCUCAUCGCGCACGCAAGGUCCACCGCCCCGACAGGGCGGAGGACCAGAAUGAAAGGGCCCUUUGGCGGGCGCCAUGCGGAUGGCCAUGCGGCCAACGCAACUUUUACCGCCUCAGCGAGGCGUGA